Macaca mulatta (Rhesus monkey) is the source of this 2607-nucleotide messenger RNA. The record is from RefSeq and is a predicted model, not a curated record. NCBI's taxonomy places the organism in Eukaryota, Metazoa, Chordata, Mammalia, Primates, Cercopithecidae.
ACUUACACAUACACAUGCACACACACACACACACACACGUAUACACGUGCGGAAGCUGUGGUAAGUGCAUCCUCCUUCAGUCGCAGAUCUGAAAAUAGAUCAUCAUGGUGGCACCAAAGAGUCACACACAAGACUGGGCUCCUGGGCCUUUCUCCAGUAAGCCACAGAGGAGUCAGCUGCAAAUAUUCUCUUCUGUUCUAUGGACCUCUCUCCUCUUCCUGCUCAUGGGACUAAGAGCCUCUGGAAAGGACUCAGCCCCAACAAUGGUGUCAGGGAUCCUAGGGGGUUCUGUGACUCUCCCCCUAAACAUCUCAGUAGACACAGCGAUUGAGCAUGUCAUCUGGAUUGGUCCCAAAAAGGCUCUUGCUUUUGCACGUCCCAAAGAAAAUGUAACCUUUAUGGCCAAAAGCUACUGGGGCCAACUAAACAUCGCCAGGGGGAGUUACUCCCUGUCCAUCAGCAAUCUGACUCUGAAUGAUGCAGGAUCCUACAAAGCCCAGAUAAACCAAAGGAAUUUUGAAGUCACCACUGAGGAGGAAUUCACCCUGUUCAUCUAUUAACAGCUGCAGGAGCCCGAAGUCACCAUGAAGUCUGUGAAGGCGUCUGAGAACUUCUCCUGUAACAUCACUCUAAUGUGCUCCGUGAAGGGAGCAGAGAAAAGUGUUCCGUACAGCUGGACCCCAAGGGACCCCCAUGCUUCUGAGACCAAUGGAGGCUCCAUUCUUACCAUCUCCCGAAUGCCCUGUGAGCCAGACCUGCCAUACACCUGCAUAGCCCAGAACCUCGUCAGCCAGACCAGCUCCCACCCUGUCCAUGUUGGGCAGUUCUGUACAGAUCCAGGAGCCUCCAGAGGAGGAAAAACAGGGGAUACUGUGGUAGGGGUCCUGGGAGAGCCAGUCACCCUGCCACUGGCACUCCCAGCCUGCCGGCACACAGAGAAGGUUGUCUGGUUGUUUAACACAUCCGUCAUCAGCAAAGAGAGGGAUGAAGCAGCAACGGCAGAUCCACUCAUUAAAUCCAGGGAUCCUUACAAGAACAGGGUGUGGGUCUCCAGUCAGGACUGCUCCCUGAAGAUCAGUCAGCUGAAGAUAGAGGACGCCGGCCCCUACCGUGCCUACGUGUGCUCAGAGGCCUCCAGAGUCACCAGCAUGACACAUGUCACCCUGCUUAUCUACCGGAGGCUGGUGAAGCCCAAAAUCACGUGGCGCCUCCGGCACAGCAAGGAUGGCAUCUGCAGGGUCAGCCUCACCUGCUCCGUGAAGGAUGGGGGAAAUGCCGUCAUGUACACAUGGACCCUGCUGCAGAAGGGAGCUGUUGUGUCCCAAGGGGAAUCACACCUCAACGUCUCAUGGAGAAGUGGUAAAAAUCACCCCAACCUCACAUGCACAGCCAGCAACCCUGUCAGCAACAGUUCCCACCAGUUUCUUUCUGAGAACAUCUGUUCAGGUUUCUCUCCAUCUCUAUUUACUCAGGCCACGGGGCCUCGGGGCCUCAGAUCCAAGAGUUUGCAUCCUGACAAUGAAUGCUUGAAAGGAGGAAGGGAGAGUGGAAUGGACUCCCUGAGGGAAGACAGGAAAAAAACAAUCUCCCUCAGUUUUCUAGGCCUCAUCCAAUGCAAGCGUCAGAGCAGGCUGGGGCCUUGCAGCAAAGCAAGAGAGUGGUGGGGUUGGCAUACUUUUAUCAGCCCUGCACAAGGUGUUCCAGAACCCACAGCUGGCCACAUGCUAUACUCUGUGCUCUCUCAAAAGUGUGAGAAGCUGGACACUCCCCUCAGGCCUGCCAGGCAACGGCCUAGGCCCGCCUCAGACAGCAGCUCUGACAGCAACAUCACAACUGAGGAGGAUGCGGACAAGCCCAAGGUGCACAAGCCCAUCAAUGGAAGAGACGAGGUGUGUGACCAGGUCACUCAGGAGGGUGCUGGACAUGACCCAGCCCCUAAGGGCCAAGCAGACUAUGAUCCCGUCACUCCAUAUGUCACAGAAGUUGAGUCUGUGGUUGGAAAGAACACCAUGUAUGCACAAGUGUUCUUCAACUUACAGGGAAAGACCCCAGUUUCUCAGAUGGAAGAGAGCUCAGCCACAAUCUACUCCAUACAGAAACCUCAGACGGUCGUGCCGCCACCACAACAGAAUGAUCUUGAGAUUCCUGAAAGUCCUACCUAUGAAAAUUUCACCUGAAAGGAAAAGCAGCUGCUGCCCAUCUCCCGGGACUGUGGGGUUGGAGAGUCAGCUGGACCUCAUGGGGCCUGGGGCUCACAGACAGAAGCACCUCAGUGCCUCAGAGAUGCCUGGAUGUGGCCCCUCCCCAUCCUUCUCACACUCAAGGCCUCCCAAGCCCAUUAAUAGUUCAGACACAGGCUCCUUCUUGGAGCCUAUGGGCUUCAGAUGUCUUUGCCCCAUUUGUCACCUCCCACACUCAUAGCGUUUCCUUCUCGAAAUUCUACCACGACUGGUCAAAUGUUGCUGAGGGACCUGGACCAGCUGACCUUUACACCACCUUCUCAACACUGCUGAAAUGAACCCAAGAGAAUUGUCACACAUGACACAAGAUGUACGUAAAAUCAUGCUCAUGCAGUGUUAUUUAAAAUAAAAGGCAGGAAAUAACCUA